Messenger RNA from Oryzias latipes (Japanese medaka), 4142 nucleotides. It is a transcript of the gene zranb1b, whose product is annotated as zinc finger, RAN-binding domain containing 1b. NCBI's taxonomy places the organism in Eukaryota, Metazoa, Chordata, Actinopteri, Beloniformes, Adrianichthyidae. The record is from RefSeq and is a predicted model, not a curated record. Gene Ontology annotation, biological process: protein K29-linked deubiquitination; protein deubiquitination involved in ubiquitin-dependent protein catabolic process; cytoskeleton organization. Gene Ontology annotation, molecular function: cysteine-type deubiquitinase activity; K63-linked polyubiquitin modification-dependent protein binding. Gene Ontology annotation, cellular component: cytoplasm; nucleus.
UCAGAGCCUCAGCUCUGUAGUUAAUUUUGCGGUGCGGCUUGUUUCCCUCCGUGCCGCCAUUAAAGGCUUUCUGCCUGGUAUUUUUUCCUCCUUUACUCCGAGAAAAGGAUUAAAAUGAUUUAAGGCUGGGAAUAUUAGCCGUGGGAGGGGACUGGGAGGGGGGUUCUUUUUUAUUUAUUUUUUUACCACACUGUGGUGUGACUCGCGGUACCCCAAAAGGAGUAAAUAUGCGGCUAGUAGCGUCCAAGAAGUAGGAGGAAACCGAGUUUGGACCGGAGUGAGGUUCUCCGAUUACGGAGGGACCUCCAGUUGCUUUGGCUGCAGCGGGGGACUGAGCAGUGUAAACACUAAGGAGCAAAGGUCGCUGGUUGCUGUGUGAUCUUCUUUGGAGGGGAUCUGCCGAGCUGACAGCCCCUCUGAACGGCAGGCAGCCUCCUUCAUUGGCUCUGCGACGAUGACUGAGCUGGUUGCCAAGUGGGUCUGUGAAUACUGCACAUACGAGAACUGGCCGUCAGCCAUCAAGUGCACCAUGUGCCGCGCUCAGAGGCCCAGCGGGGGUGCCAUCAUUACUGAGGAACCCUUUAAGAGCAGCCCUGCCCUGGAUGCCAGUCUGCAUCAGUGGGACCCUGCAAGCCUAAGCAACAGUCCAUCUCAAGGGGGAUCCAGCUUACUCAUUUGUCCAGACUCCAGCGCCCGACCUCGUGUUCGGAUUGCACAUGUGCCAGAGACGACCAGCAAGUGGUCGUGUCACAUGUGCACCUAUUUGAACUGGCCCCGCGCCAUCCGUUGCACGCAGUGUUUGUGUCAGAGACAGCAUUCUCAACAGCAGAAGCAAGAAACCCAUCAAGGACAUCAAACCCAGCAGCCACGCAGCCCAACAGAAUCUCCACAGACCUCAUGCUCUGGAUGUCGCCCUUCUCCCCCCACCAACACUAUAGAUCCCUGUGAGGAGUAUAAUGACCGGAAUAGACUCAACACUCAUUCACAGCGUUGGACCUGCUCCGCCUGCACUUAUGAGAACUGGGCCAAAGCGCUCAAAUGUGUUGUAUGUGAUCACCCCAGGCCAAAUAGUCUGCUAGCUGAACCCAUCGAACUCGCUUCGGCGCCUGAGAGCCAACAGCUAACCUCCAAACGUAAUGAGCAGGAUGGCGACAACAGGAGGGGUGUUGUCGGGCAUGUGGUUGGACAGGGAGUGGGGGGCAUGGUAGGUGUCGUAGGGGGCUGUAGCAGCAGCCAGAGAAGGUCACCCCCAACAACAAAACGGGAGUCGGAGGUGAAUAUGGACUUUCAAAGGAUUGAACUAGAAUCUGGUGCUGGAAUUGACAUCAAAGAGGAUCUUGAGGUGGAUUUCAAAAAACUGAAACAGAUUAAAAACAGAAUGAGAAGAACGGACUGGCUCUUCCUCAAUGCAUGUGUUGGUGUGGUAGAAGGUGACCUGGGAGCCGUUGAAGCUUACAAGUCAUCUGGAGGUGACAUCGCAAGGCAACUGACAUCCGAUGAGGUGCGACUGUUAAAUCGUCCCUCGGCGUUUGAUGACGGCUUCACUUUGGUUCACUUAGCAAUCCGCUUCCAAAGACAGGACAUGCUGGCGGUGUUGCUCACAGAGGUGUCCCAGCAGGCGGCCAAGUGUAUCCCAGCCAUGGUGUGUCCUGAGCUGACCGAGCAGAUCCGCCGCGAGGUGGCCGCCUCUCUUCACCAGCGCAAAGGAGACUUCACUUGCUAUUUCCUCACAGACCUGGUCACCUUCACUCUGCCUGCUGACAUCGAGGAUCUGCCCCCAGCAGUUCAGGAAAAGCUGUUUGAUGAGGUGCUGGACCGAGAUGUCCAAAAAGAGCUUGAGGAAGAGUCUCCCAUCAUCAACUGGUCCCUGGAGCUCGGGACGAGGUUGGACAGUCGACUGUACGCUCUUUGGAACCGCACAGCUGGCGACUGCCUCCUCGACUCGGUGCUGCAGGCGACAUGGGGCAUCUAUGACAAGGACUCGGUGCUUCGCAAGACCCUCCAUGACAGUUUACACGACUGCUCCCACUGGUUCUACACUCGCUGGAAGGAGUGGGAGUCCUGGUACUCCCAGAGCUUCGGCUUGCACUUCUCCCUUCGAGAGGAGCAGUGGCAGAAGGACUGGGCUUUCAUCCUUUCCCUCGCCAGCCAGCCAGGGUCCAGCUUGGAGCAGACCCACAUUUUUGUCCUUGCACACAUACUUCGAAGGCCCAUAAUCGUCUACGGAGUGAAGUAUUACAAAAGUUUCCGUGGCGAAACACUGGGGUACACUCGUUUUCAAGGGGUGUACUUGCCUCUUCUGUGGGAGCAGAGUUUCUGCUGGAAGAGCCCCAUCGCUCUGGGCUACACCCGGGGUCACUUCUCAGCGCUGGUUGCUAUGGAGAACGACGGCUUUGACAAUCGCGGCGCGGGCGCCAACCUCAACACGGACGAUGACAUCACCGUCACAUUCCUGCCGCUGGUCGAUAGCGAGAGGAAGCUGCUUCACAUUCAUUUCCUCACGGCGCAGGAAAUGGGUAAUGAGGAGCAGCAGGAGAAGCUCCUGCGGGAGUGGCUGGACUGCUGCGUGACAGAGGGCGGAGUUCUAGUGGCCCUUCAGAAGAGCUCCCGCCGCCGCAACCACCCGCUCGUCACCCAGAUGGUGGAGAAGUGGCUGGACGGCUAUCGGCAGAUCCGGCCCUGUGCCUCUCUGUCCGACGGUGAAGAGGAGGAAGACGACGACGACGAGUGAAGCAGCUAGAAAGGAUGGAGGAAGCCCUCCAUCAGACUCAGAUUUUUGUUUUUUUGUUUUUCUGACACGGACAAACUGUGAACACCUCCAGCAGGGAAGAGAACCACCAGAUCCAAACCUAGUGUUUUUUGGCUCCGCCGUACAUUUGCAGAGGCAGCAGCAGCAGCAGCACUAUUUUGAGCAUCCUGACAACUGAAGAGAGAAUAAUGGUUUAGGAAGGCAAACAGCCCUUUGAUUCAUCCGACGUUUCCAUCGUGGAAAUCAUCUGCACACAUAAAUGCAUGUGGUUCUGAAAGGAGUUCAAGGAAAUAUACCAGCAUCGAUUCAAAUGAACUUUCUACCCAGAAUUCAGUGGGACACUGACUAAAGCACACUUCCAAACCGAUCUCUUUGGAAGUUUUUUUUCAGGAUUUAGUUUUUUUUUGUUUUUGUUUUGAACAGGCAGGGACGAAGCCAAUAUACACCUUCGGAAAACCAGAUUGUGUAAUAAUAUACAUUUUCCUUAUUCCUAAUUACCGAGCACUGCACAUUUACUACAACAUUUCUCUAUAAACGGUGUAACUGCAGACAUUUAGAACAUAUAUUAAGCUCUUUAAAAGGGAGAUUUUUACCCUUCACAAGUCAAAGCUACGUUCUUUCAUUUUUAUUUAGCACACUAACAUUCAUUUUUUGUUGACUUGUUGGGGUUGAUUGAGAAGUGUGUGUGUGUUUAUCUGAAUUUAUUCUAUAUAUUUAUUGUUUGAAAAGCGAUUUGAGCUAAUUCUAGUGUUCUGUAUAUUUUUCUCCUUUUUUUGUGGUUUUGUUAAUUCUCUCAAAUCUGGAUGGAGACAUGUUGCACAGAAGCACUCGUGCUUUGAGGAAAGAACCAAUCAUGCUUAUCUUUGGGACAUUGACUUGUAUCGUUGCAUGGGAUUUAGUACCUCAUCCGGAUGCCUGAAAUCUGGUGCUUUUAUUUUUUUGGGACGAGGACAAACGCAGGUUUGGCACAAUUCUUGGCAGCAUAGUUGAUCAUUUUGGAUCAGUGUCUCCUUUUCUCUUCGUUCCACAUUGCCAUGCUCACCAUCACGCUGCACGGAAAGAUUUGUUGUCAACCAUGUUUUUGAAUGAAGAUGAGAGAUUUUCAACAUAAAACCAAAGCUGACAAAAGUAAAAAAAAGGUUGAUCUUUUAUUAAAUUGUUUUUUUUUUUUUUUACUGUUUUGCUGUGAGCGUUUUUGUUGCAUUUUUUUCCUUGUUGCAUCCUGUAAUGUAUUGUUUGGUGUUUCCUUCACGUUUGAAGCUUCAUCUAUACGUCGCUUUGUAUUUAUGCAAUAGUUGAAGUUGUGACCAUGAAGGUUAGUGGAUUUAAUCCUGAGUUUGCGAAUCUUACUGUGAUGCAAAGAGCAGACAGAAAUAAAAAAUAAUAUACGCUA